AUGGAUCAAUUAAAGCUUUUGAAGGCAGCAAGAAGCCGUGCGAAGGCAAGUAUUACGCGCUUGCUAACGGCGUCACAAGAUCCACGUGCGGGAUCAAACUGGGAAAUUGAUGAAAUCACAGUCUCAUUGGAAAGGCUCAACAACGUUUGGAAGGAGUUUGAGACCAUUAGCGAUCAAAUGGCCCUUUAUGAAGAAAAUGAGGGGUAUGUCGAUCCAGCCAUCGACAACGAGAGAUACGAGGAUAAGUACUUGCAAGCAAACACAUUGUUUCACACCAUCAAACGGCGCUGUCAAUCAUCUAAUGAGAGCGACAGAGAAGGCAGCGGCGGUAGGCAAUCUGGCAACCUUGGCGAUGCCGCAUCAAGUUCAUCUGGAUGGGGAAACGAAAGCCUGGCUCGUUUUCUACAACAACAACAGGAACUGAAUGAGCGUUUAGCUGAGCAACAAUCAACGUUUUUGAGGGCAAACUCGGCAGCAAAUGUAAUGCACAACGAACUGCCAAAAAUUCACAUCAAAGUGUUCACUGGUGACUACAAGGAGUGGCCAGCCUUUAAAAACAUCUUCGAGAGUACGAUCCAUAGCAAGCAGCAUUUGACAGCAAUUCAAAAGUUCCACUACUUAAAAACGUAUAUUACGGGAGAAGCAUCUGAUUUGAUUCGUCAUAUGCCAAUAACGGAUGCUGCGUACGAGGCUGCUUGGAGUUGCCUAAUUGAUCGAUACAACAGACCACGUCACAUUGUCAACACUCUGCUGGAAACGUUUGUGAAUCUCCCUUCGACAUCCAAGGCAGACGUUACAGUUCUGCGCAAGGUGACCGACGGAGCCACGGAGAUUGUACGAGGAUUGGAUGCAGCAGGGCAAACUAACAGGGACUGCUGGAUCAUACACUUCAUUCUGGCCAAGAUCGACGCUGAAACUCGACGCAAAUGGAUUGAGGGAAGCCGGGAACUUGAAUCUCCGUCUGUGAAUGAUUUACUCAAGUUUUUAGACCGACGCUGCGAGGAAUUCGAGCUCAGCAAAAGUGACUCGGACAUCGACUUCAAGGGUGGCCCACAACCAAGCAAAGCAAAGCGUUCGUCACACGCUUUAGUAUCGAUGGAAGAAAAUGCUUGUGCGAAAUGUAACUCCAAGGAGCACAAAAUCUACGGUUGCCCAAAGUUUGCUGAAGCAUCCAUCGAGCAGAGACGCACAUUUGUUAAGGCAAAAUCAUUGUGUUUCAACUGCCUUAAGCAUGGGCAUGUAUCACGCAAGUGUGAAUCCAAAUUUACAUGCAGGUUUUGCCAUAAUCGCCACCACUCUCUCCUACAUGUAGAUAUUUCUGGAUCGCAAGCCGCUGUGACCACGACACAGCCACACACUGAUGAAAAGCACAUCUUAAGCGCUCCCGAAGAGGCUGCGGGGACCAUCAGCCAUAUUGCUCGUGCGCAAGUGGCUCCCACAGCUGAGUCCUUGUGCAACGGAUCAACAACGGCUACACGGCCCCAAGGGCUAAGGAAAAGUGCAUUGCCAACAGCUCUGGUGUUUGUUAAAAACGCACAAGGAUCGCACACUACAUGUCGGGUACUUUUGGACAGUGGUUCGGAACUGUCGUACAUCUCAGAGAGGUGCGUACAGGCACUUGGUCUGUCACGCUCGCCCUCACGCAUUUUGGUGUCUGGAAUUUCAUCGAUCAAGGCAGAGACAACUAGAGGCUGCAGCACACUGGACAUGCAGUCAAGGAUCUCCGAUCAUACAAUGAAGAUACGUGCACACGUACUCAGCAAAAUUACCUCCACGUUAGCAAGACACGAUAUCGACGCCUCAGCACUCAAGGUAUUCGCUGCCUUUGAGCUUACGGAUUCUAACUAUCAAUCGUUGGCGCCAGUCGAUAUUCUCUUGGGCAGUGAUUACGUUUGGACCGUGUUCACCGGUCAAAAGAUGUUCGACGUUCAGGGCAACAUCAUCGCCAUUUCGACCAUUUUUGGAUGGGUCAUAACAUCUAUCAUCACUACCGGCUAUUCAUCCACAACAACAAUGCACACGGCUAUUGACAUUGACUCAACUCUUCGGCGCUUUUGGGAGCUGGAGGAUGUCAACCAGGAAUUCCAUGGAAAACCAGUGGACGACGAAGUUGAAUAG
Molecule: messenger RNA, 2118 nt
Organism: Drosophila rhopaloa
Lineage: Eukaryota; Metazoa; Arthropoda; Insecta; Diptera; Drosophilidae
Exons: 1
Coding region: 1-2118 (705 amino acids)
Molecular function (GO): nucleic acid binding; zinc ion binding
Source: RefSeq, a predicted model, not a curated record